This is a messenger RNA of Closterium sp. Yama58-4, 342 nucleotides long. NCBI's taxonomy places the organism in Eukaryota, Viridiplantae, Streptophyta, Zygnematophyceae, Desmidiales, Closteriaceae. The record is from the annotation of a GenBank genome assembly.
AUGCGACAACCGAUAUUGAACGAUCUUUGGUCGACGUUGCAGCGUCGCACGCGCAGUGACUCGCCUCUCCCCCCGGCGUCGGGUGCGCCCUUCCCCCUGGCGUCGCGUGCGCCCUUCCCCCAGCGUCGCGUGCGCCCUUCCCCCCGGCGUCGCGUGCGCCCUUCCCCCCGGCGUCGCGUGCGCCCUUCCCCCCGGCGUCGCGUGCGCCCUACCCCCCGGUGUCGCGUGCGCCCUUCCGUACUCAAUCCCCGCCCUUCCCCCUCACUGACCUCCCCGCCCUUUCUCCUCGUCUCCAUGCCCUUUCCCCUCCGUGUCCCCCUUCCCCACCCCUCAGGUGUGUGA